AUGUCGUACCCUGGCGAUACAAAGUUCGAUUCCCCCAAUGCACCUUUUCUGACGGAUUCUCCUGGCCAACAUGACCUCCUCGACUACGAGAUUCGAAGCAAGCGAAGGCGACGAACGUUCAGGAUCAUGACUUGCUUCCUGGUUCUCGCCGGCAUCUUGUUUGGAACUGAACUGUUGGGUCAAUACUCCCCUCGUUGGUUCAGUGGCAGCAGCUUCGUCGGAUGUCCUGGACACCGCCGCCCUCACAGCUAUCCCAUUCCGCCUGGGAUCAAGCUCGAGGAAUGCACGGACUGGAACGACCUCCCUGAUUCAGCGCGGGCGCUCAACUCGAUGUCGACCAACAUCACGCUCGACGAUCCAUCCAACCUGUUCUUCGUCUCCCGCGGUUCUCUUUCCUAUGGCAAGAUCCUCAUUACCCAGUAUGACAACCCGAGCAGGGACAGCGUAGAAGUCAAUGUGGCUGUCAGGAAUGGAUUCCAGGAAAUGUCGAAAGUCUGUAAGAUAAUCCGGGACGAUGGGGCCAAUGGCAUUGGUAUCUUUACUCCCAAUUGGGAUCGCCGUCGUCGGGCUCGGGGACCCAUCUUCGAUGUCAAGGUCGACCUUCCCAAGUCAAGCAAGAAGAAACCGCUGGUCGUCCAGUCGCUCGAGACUGACCUUCCCAUGUUCAGACAUACACUCGGCAACAUAGGAGAGCAUGUAUUCUUCAAGAACCUACUUCUAUCCUCGAUCAACGAGGCCAUCGAAACCGGGCCUUUGAGAACUGAGGUGGUCAACAUUUCAACUGUGAACGCGGGCAUUUCUGGUCGAUACUAUACCAAUUCUAGCAUCACGCUGAAGACUGUCAACGCUCCCAUCAGUGUUCUUCUAGAGAUGAUCAAUGAGAAUGUCACUCACGCUACCACUGCCGAGCUUUACACCACGAAUAGCCACAUCGAUUUCACAGCCAAUCUAACGUCCACCCAGGAAAACGAUGGUGGCGCCUUUGGAAUCGUUGCUGAAACCGCCCGAGGGCACAUCGACGCGGACAUUGUCGAAACGCCCAUCGACUCGAUCCUCACUCUUGAAGCACAGACUGCUCUCGCCAGGAUUGACGCCCGCCUUCCGACUACCUUCCAAGGGCAGUUCGACCUCGAGACGGUUUUGAGCAAGGCUUCUCUCGACUACAAGGAAGACGUCGAGGAUCCAGCUGGCAAGGGAAGGAAACGACAUCUCCAGGUGGAUUCUGUGAAACGAAACCAGAUCCAGGGCGCGACUUGGUGGUCGAACGAGAAUAAGGCCAAAGGCUCUGCUGUUCUUAAAACUUCGAUGGGAAAGGUUAACCUUCAUUUGUAA
Molecule: messenger RNA, 1332 nt
Organism: Coprinopsis cinerea okayama7#130
Lineage: Eukaryota; Fungi; Basidiomycota; Agaricomycetes; Agaricales; Psathyrellaceae
Exons: 5
Coding region: 1-1332 (443 amino acids)
Source: RefSeq, a predicted model, not a curated record